AGAAAGCACUAAAAUCUACAAAGAUUGAAGUGAAGAGAGGAAAAAUGAGUGAUCCAGAACCCUGCAGAAUGAAACACACUGAAGAACAAAGAGAGUUGAUUGAAGAGAAUGAAGAACCAAGUGAAGCUGAGAAGAAAAGUCUUGUCAAAACUGAAGAAAAACUUUUGAGUUGCUCUCAAACCAAACAGAAAUAUUUAAAGAAAAGAGGAGCCAAGAGGUCUUGCGCUCAGUGUGGAAAGAGUUUCCCAUGCAAAUAUAGUCUUGGUGUUCACAUGAGAGUUCACACUGGAGAGAAACCAUACACAUGUGUUCAGUGCGGGAAGAGUUUUGCACAGAAAGGACAUCUUACAGAGCAUAUGAACAUCCACCCUGUAGAAAAACCUUACAAGUGUUCACACUGUGACAGGAGAUUUAAUAAGUCGGGACUCCUGAAAAAACAUGAGAUGAUUCACACUGGAGAGAAACCGUACAAGUGUUCACACUGUGACAAGAGAUUCAAUAAGUCAAUAAAUCUAAAAACACACAACAGGAUCCACACCGGAGAGAAACCGUACACAUGUGGUCAGUGCGGGAAGAGUUUCACACUAAAAAACCACCUUACAGCACAUAUGAGAAUUCAUACUGGAGAGAAACCGUACAUGUGUGAUCAGUGUGGAAAGAGUUUCACAAAUCCAGAAACCCUUAAAGGGCACAUGAACGUCCACACUGGAGAGAAGCGGUACGCAUGUGAUGGAUGCGGCAAGACAUUUUUCUGGGCUUCAGUUCUGAAGAAACACAUGAGAGUUCAUACAAAGGAGAAGCCAUAUUCAUGUUCUUUAUGUGUAAAGAGUUUUUCUCGUCUAGAACAUUUGAAAGUACAUCAGAAACGUCAUAAUGGUGUGAGAGAGUACAUGUGCUUUGAGUGUGAAAAGACUUUCAUUUCAGCGAACUGUUUAAAACAGCAUGAGAGGAUUCACACUGGAGAGAAACCUUACAAGUGUUCACUCUGCGACAAGAGAUUCAGUUAUUUAUCAAAUCUGAGAACACAUGAGAGGAUCCACACCGGAGAGAAACCUUACGCAUGUUCACACUGCGACAAGAGAUUCACUCAAUCAGCAAAUCUGAAAACACAUGAGAGGCUCCACACUGGAGAGAAACCGUACAAGCGUUCACACUGCGACCAAAGAUUCAGUCAGUCCGUAGUCCUGAAAACACAUAAGAAGAUUCACACUAGUGUAGGGUAUCAGAGCGAAUCAGACAAUUUAAAAUUCGAUCAGAUUGGUGUUGAACAACCCAAAGAGACAAAUUCCACAAAGAGGCCCAGGAUAACAAGACAACGUCAUAAAUCUGUCCACGAUACCCUUGCGCCACAAGUCUGAAGCAAGUCCACCAACUAACAGUUUUGAGCACACUAUUUGGGAUGGUUCCAGCAACCAUGUUUAAAUACUAAACAUGGACACCAUCAAAUUAUGCUUUUUCUUGCCUUUUUGCUACCGUGUUUUGACGCUGCUUUUAGCGCUCUUUGAGCGUGCUCUGGCUUACUGUGCGUUCACACCGCCGGCAUCGAGAGCGUCAAAGCGGCCGGAAGUCAUUCAUUUUUAAUGUAAGCCAGCGUCGAGGAGUGACGCGGCGCGACUUGGCUGUUGAGAGCGUCGAGGAGAGUUGAAAUCAAGGCAACUUUAUGGUAAUGAGCUAUGACG
Molecule: messenger RNA, 1679 nt
Organism: Carassius auratus (goldfish)
Lineage: Eukaryota; Metazoa; Chordata; Actinopteri; Cypriniformes; Cyprinidae
Product: gastrula zinc finger protein XlCGF52.1-like
Exons: 2
Coding region: 45-1358 (437 amino acids)
Biological process (GO): regulation of transcription by RNA polymerase II
Cellular component (GO): nucleus
Molecular function (GO): RNA polymerase II transcription regulatory region sequence-specific DNA binding; DNA-binding transcription factor activity, RNA polymerase II-specific
Source: RefSeq, a predicted model, not a curated record